UUAACAGCGAAGCUUCGGCGUUGGCUUUCUUCAGUACUAGACCUAGUGACAGGCUGGCAGCGCUCCCGAAAAUUGCGCCGGCAAAGGAUACAGAGAAUCCCGGCUCCGGCGACGAGGAUGGCGGAGGAGAAGCUUUACCCGGAAGCGAGUUGGGAGUACGAGAAUGCGGUGGCGAAAUGCAAACGGAAGCUCAGAGGCCUCGUCGCCGAGAAGCACUGUGCUCCAAUCGUCCUCCGAUUAGCAUGGCACUCUGCUGGAACGUUCGACGUUGAGACGAAGACGGGCGGGCCGUUUGGGACAAUCAGGCAUGGGGAGGAGCUAGCCCACGAAGCCAAUAGUGGGCUGGACAUAGCAGUUGGGCUUUUAGAGCCCAUCAAGGCCCAGUUCCCCAUCUUGACCUACGCUGACUUCUACCAGUUGGCCGGAGUUGUGGCCGUGGAGAUCACCGGAGGGCCAGAGAUUCCUUUCCAUCCCGGAAGACCAGAUAAAUCUGAACCCCCACCAGAGGGACGCUUGCCUCAGGCUACUCAAGGCCCGGCCCAUUUGAGGGAUGUGUUUUACCGGAUGGGCCUUUGCGACAAAGACAUAGUUGCUCUGUCCGGUGGCCACACUCUGGGAAGGUGCCAUAAGGAAAGGUCUGGGUUUGAAGGGCCUUGGACCUGCAAUCCUUUGAUCUUUGAUAAUUCAUAUUUCAGGGAACUUUUGAGUGGGGAGAAACAAGGCUUGAUUCAGCUUCCAACCGACAAAGCUCUUUUGGAGGAUCCAACAUUCCGUUCUAUUGUUCAUAAAUAUGCGGCCGACGAAGAUGUUUUCUUUGAAGAUUAUGCGAAUGCUCAUUUGAAACUCUCGGAGCUCGGGUGGCCUUGAUAAUGUCAAAGAGCGAGAGAUGAAACACAAGCCUAUGCUCAGUGGAACGAAUUACUAUCUAUGAUUUGCAGUUGUAAACUUUGUACUAUCCUACCACUUCUAUGUUGAGUUGAAUAAUGGCAAGCAAUAUCACAGACCAGAGUAUGUUACUUUGGCUUAUGGAACGGUACUUUUGUCUUUCAACACCUUUUUCCUAUAUCCAAACUGCAACUUAGAGCUGUAAAAUUUCGACUGGACUAUGGAAUAAGUGAGCUUAAACGUUCUAGUCUGGCAAGGCAAACAAGGACCCAAAGACUUAAAAACUCACAAACUACUUCAACCUGCAAUAUUAUCGGAUAGGAUUCAUGCUAUUUGCUACAAACCAACACAGUGCUAUACCGUCACGCUUGUAUUUAAGCAUAUCCAACAAAACCACAAACAACCAGACUUAAAAUGACAUUUUUGCUGGAGUAGUAACAAACAGCCAUCAAAACCUCCCCAACAAAAAUGUGCCUUCAAUCCAAACUUUCUUCAAAGGUCUUGCACGCUCAAACCUGGGGGAAGAGACUGCUUCAACUUGUCAGCCUUCUCGUUGUCGAAAACGCACAGGGUGUAGAGGUACUUCGAGCACCGGACCUUGAACUUCACCACGUCUUUGCUCCUCUUGAUCUUCACAGAACGAGCAUCCUUCCUCCUAGCUGUGAGGAGAAAGUCCUUGAUCUCAUGAAUCUGCUUCGGCUGUUCAACACCAAGCAAAUCAGUAAAUACCAAACCAAGAAAAUAGAU
Messenger RNA from Linum tenue, 1632 nucleotides. NCBI's taxonomy places the organism in Eukaryota, Viridiplantae, Streptophyta, Magnoliopsida, Malpighiales, Linaceae. The record is from the annotation of a GenBank genome assembly.